AUGAGCGAUUCUAGGGUUCCCAGUGGAGGCGAGAUUAGGGUUUCGGCUACGGGAGAUCAGGAUGCUACAAUGGAGGAGGUUGGAGGGAGAAGUCAACCUCCUGGGGACCCACCAGAUAAACCGGGGCUGUGGGUUCAAAAAGUGAAAGGGAGUCUUGGAGGGGGGAUGCCGCGACCAGAGGAUGUUGUAACCCAUGAGUUUGUCAAGCCGAGGCUGAGGCUGGAGUUUCCAAACGGUAAGAAUGGGGAACCGGUGAUCACAAUAGGAGCGGAGGUUAUAGAGGCUAUGCACGGCCUAUGGAAACGGUGUAUGAUUGUGAAGGUUUUGGGGCGGAAUGUACCCGUAGCUGUGCUGAGUCGUCGGUUGAAGGAGUUGUGGAGGCCGAGCCGUGACAUGGUGGUCGUGGAUUUACCUCGACAAUUUUUUAUGGUCCGGUUCGAGUCAGACGAUGAAUAUCUAGCAGCAUUGACGGGAGGACCUUGGAAGGUGUUCGGUAGUUACUUGAUGGUUCAAGCGUGGUCACCAGACUUUGAUCCGGUUCGGGAUGAGCUUGAAAUGACUCCGGUGUGGGUGCGAUUGUCAAAUAUACCGGUGUCAUUUUAUCAUACAACAAUUCUAAUGGGGAUUGCCGAGGGACUAGGGAAACCGAUUAAAGUGGACCUCACAACGACAAAUUUCUCUAGGGCACGGUUUGCUCGAGUUUGUGUUGAGGUGAACUUGAAGAUGCCACUAAAAGGUUCUGUGAUGAUUAAUGGGGAGAGGUAUUAUGUCUCGUAUGAGGGUCUCUCGACUAUUUGCUCAUGUUGUGGGUUGUAUGGUCACUUGGUUCACACGUGUCCAAGUGCUGUUAAGGAGAGGGCACCAGAGGGGGUGACUGAGAAGGAUCCGAGUUCUGGGAGGGCUGUAACUACUCAACCGCAAGCACAUGUUCGAAGUCCUCCGGGGGAUAGUCAGCUGGGAGAUGGUUUUACUCCGGUUCGGAAUGGAGGAAAAAGAUCGGAGUUACAUCGGGGAGUCCCCGGAGAUUUGGGGAAGCGUGAUACUCCGGUACGGCGACAAAAUAUUCAAGGUGGUCAGAGAAGGAAAGAAAAUACGGAUAUUUUGGUUUCAAACAGUUUUGGAAGGCUUGAGGAAGAUUUGGAAGGUUCGGGUGUUAUGGCAAAAUCAUGCAGGAUUGAGGCGAAUAAGGAAAAUCAUAAUACGCUGAAUCAAUUGGGACAAGAGAAGAGUGCGGGACAAGGAAAGUCUAUGGUUUUUGAAUCACAGAAGGGUGGCCAGUUGGGCCGGAAUGAGAAAAAUGCUGCGCAGAAGAAGGCCCAUGAGAAGUAUCGCGUUAAGCAGGCCCACACGAACAACAAUUCUCGGGGUUUAGUGUUCGGCCCAAUACGGGGUGAGGCUGGGUUUUCUUUGUCCGGCAAACGUCUCCGGCUUGAGCAGGAUAUGCCCAUCAUCAACUCCGACCAGGUUCCGAGAUUGAAUGACGUUGUCGAGUCGAGUUCUGCUAUGGGAAGGGAUUUGACUAGCUUAGCAAUGGUAAUGGUUUCUCCAUUGACCGAGAUAGGAGUGGAUCGGGAGGCUAACAAAUAA
Messenger RNA from Capsella rubella, 1587 nucleotides. RefSeq lists its product as uncharacterized. The record is from RefSeq and is a predicted model, not a curated record. Lineage: Eukaryota; Viridiplantae; Streptophyta; Magnoliopsida; Brassicales; Brassicaceae. Bases 1 to 1587 code for a protein of 528 amino acids. The transcript has a single exon.